AUGGGCUCCGUUUCCGCCGACCUUCCCAAGCCCUGGGUCGAGACGCCUCUUAUCUUCUCGCCAGCUCUGUCGCGUUCUGCAGGGUGCAACAUCUUUCUCAAACUUGAAAAUGCCCAGCCUUCGGGGUCCUUCAAGAGCCGUGGCAUCGGCAACAUGAUGCUCACAGCCCUCGAAUCUACCCGCGCAGAGGACGAUGUCCACUUCUACUGCUCCUCCGGCGGCAAUGCCGGUCUCGCCUGCGCAACCACCGCCAUCACCCUCUCCCGCCCCGCCACCAUCGUCGUACCAACCGCCACCUCCGCCUUCAUGGUCUCCAAGCUGCGCGAGCUCGGCGCCGAGGUUGUCCAAACCGGCGCCUCGUGGGCCGAAGCCGACGCUUACCUCCGCGAGACUUUCCUCAGCAAGGUAGAGCCCGGCCUGCACAAGGUCUAUGUGCCGCCCUUCGACCACCCGGACAUCUGGACUGGCGCAGCGACUAUCAUGGACGAAAUCGCCCUUGAGUUCGGCAUGGGUGGGCGGUUCGCUGGCCGCGGCGGGCUUGACGCUGUGGUGUGCAACGUCGGCGGCGGUGGCCUACUCAACGGCGUGAUGGAAGGGCUAGAGCGCAACGGGAAGCGCAUGACUGCCGCGGGCGGGCCCCAGCAGACCAAAGUCCUCGCCGUCGAGACCGUCGGCGCCGACAGCCUGUAUGCCAGCGUGCAGGCCGGCGAGCUGGUGACGCUCCCCGGUAUCACCUCCAUCGCGACCAGCCUCGGCGCACGGCGGGUGUCGGAGAAGACGUGGGAGUGGGUGCGCAAGGCCGGGCCGGAGGGCAUGGCAUUCUCGACGGUGCCGGACGGUGCGGCUGCGCUGGCGUGUGUGCGGUUUUUGGAUGAUGCGCGGAUUAUGAUUGAGGUGGCGUGUGGUGCGACCGUGGCUACGGCGUAUAAUGGGGAUUUGAGGCGGCAUUUGGGUAAGGGGUUGUCGGAUCAGGAGUGGGCGGGGAGGAAUGUGGUGUUGAUUGUGUGUGGCGGGUCCAACACGAGCUGGGAGAUUUUGGAAGGGUACAAGCAGACGUAUGGGGCGGCUGUUAAGGGGGGGUUGGAAUAA
Dichotomopilus funicola is the source of this 1089-nucleotide messenger RNA. Its product is annotated as tryptophan synthase beta subunit-like PLP-dependent enzyme. Gene Ontology annotation, biological process: L-threonine catabolic process; L-serine catabolic process. The record is from RefSeq and is a predicted model, not a curated record. Lineage: Eukaryota; Fungi; Ascomycota; Sordariomycetes; Sordariales; Chaetomiaceae. Gene Ontology annotation, molecular function: threonine deaminase activity; L-serine ammonia-lyase activity; pyridoxal phosphate binding. The transcript is spliced from 2 exons. Bases 1 to 1089 code for a protein of 362 amino acids.